AUGGGAGCUAUCAAAAUUGCUGUCCGAAUAGAAGGGGACCAUGGGGCAGCAGGCGAUCGAGAAGACACUGGGUUAGAGGUCGCGGCAGAGGAAGACAUCAGCACGGAAGGCAUCAUCAUCACCACCGUCAUCGUUAUCCUGGAUUUCAUUGGUAUUGACAACUUCAAGCAUGAGGAGGCUGGUGUUGGCGAAGCGGUGAAUGGAGAAAAUCUGGGGAACAGAGAAGGCAACACCGACGUAGACGUCAAGGAGGAGGCCAUUAUCAUAAGUGAAAAUGCACAUGUCGCGAUCAUUUGGCUUCCUGUUUUUGGCGUGUAUCUUUGUAGUGGCACUAAGCAAGAAAAGUCAAAACCAACGGAGCUUGCGAAUCCGGACGACAUCAAAAUCGACAACAGUGAGACCCGGUCGGUGAAGAUAAGAAAGAAGAGGAAUAAAGUCUACAGGCGGCGAUUUGACACAGUAAAAAAGUGCAUUGAACGAAAGAAGAGGGAGCGCCGAGCGUUAAAGGAUGGAAGGAGAGUGAAAGGGAUAAAUAAGUGCUGGAAAGAUUUCCUCGAUCGCAACCUCAAAUCAUCAGCUCAUGCAAAAAGUGCUGGACCCAAAUGA
Molecule: messenger RNA, 606 nt
Organism: Cylicocyclus nassatus
Lineage: Eukaryota; Metazoa; Nematoda; Chromadorea; Rhabditida; Strongylidae
Source: the annotation of a GenBank genome assembly